AUGGAAGCACUUUUAAACAAAAUGGCACAGAAAGAAAGCCCUAUCCAACCAUGCAUAUUGAUUGUUGAUGAACUCCAAUUAUUUCAUGAUAUUGAAACAUCAUCAAAAGCACUAAAUCUAUAUCGUAGCAUAACAACUAGUGAAUUUGUUAUUAGUUUAGUGACAGCUAACACACUAUUUUCAUUAACAUUACCUUUAUGUAAAUCAUUACAAUCAGUAACAUGUGAUUUAAGUGAAGCAGUGACAUUUGUCGAAACUGUUUUGAAUGAAGUUGAAGACAUGCGAAUCAAUAUAAACCAAACAUUUAAAGAAAUAUUUGAAAAGACAACAAAUAUGUUAAAGUUGAUAGACGGAGAGGAUCAGAUAAAAAUGCCAAGACUAGUUGGACGUCAAAAAAAUAGAAAUAACGUUAAUGUUAACUCUACAGAAGAAUAUUUCCGUAUAGCUAUUCCUUUUUAUGACGAUUUUAUUCAACAACUAAAAGAUAGAUUUUCAAAACACAAAACAGUUUUGUCUUCUUUAUAUUUAUUAAUACCAAAAAUGUGUUAUAAAGCUGCAAUAUCAGCCUCAGGUUUUAAUUUAUAUUCUGACUAUAUAGGUAUGGAUUUAUUACAAACAGAAAUUAAACUAUGGAAUAGGAAAUGGAUCUCACAUUCUCAGGACGAUCGUCCUAGUACAGCCGUUGAAGCAUUAAACAAUUGUAAUUCUGAUUUGUUUCCGUGUAUAUACUUUUUAUUAAAAGUUUUAGCUGCAUUACCAGUUUCAACUGCAACACCCGAGAGAACGUUCUCAACGCUGAAACGGACGAAAACAUUUUUGCGAAACGCUAUUGGACAAAACCGUUUAAAUGGCCUAGCAUUAUUAAUAUUGUUAUUUGUAAAUUUGAGAUCAACUACAAGCGAAGACCGAUUAGAAAGUUUGAUGAUUUUAAACUGUGAAAGAGAUAUAAACAUAGAUCAUAAUUUGGCCAUUGAUACUUUUGCAGCAACAUCAGAUUUAUUGAGGGACAAUUUAUUGUUUAAAUAA
Molecule: messenger RNA, 1026 nt
Organism: Metopolophium dirhodum (rose-grain aphid)
Lineage: Eukaryota; Metazoa; Arthropoda; Insecta; Hemiptera; Aphididae
Product: 52 kDa repressor of the inhibitor of the protein kinase-like
Exons: 3
Coding region: 1-1026 (341 amino acids)
Molecular function (GO): protein dimerization activity
Source: RefSeq, a predicted model, not a curated record